UGUAAGCUUCUCGCCUGCCUGAUGGAGUCGAAUCUGGAGCUGCUAUACGUACGAAAUAACAUGGGCACAUCUCCAUCCUCCCUACUGGAACGGCUUUGGCUUUUGGUCUCUUCAGAUCAGCGCACCAAGGGCGAUGCGGUAGGCAUGGGUGGUGACGAUGUUCGUGAUGGUGGAAGUGAAGUGGGGGGAGAGGAGGUUGCAUUGCGGCAUCGUAAACCCUCACUCUUUAAUCUUUCACCCCUUUGCUUGCCUGCUCUACACUCCCUUCUUGCCCCUCUUCUCUCAAGCACGCACGCGCGCACCUGCGCACGCCUACAUCUCUCGUUCCUCUCUCUAAGCGCAAAACCUUUUAGUCGAUUUGCACGCCUCUACGCUAGCCUAGCCCUGCAUGCCCUGGCGUUUCUUCAACCUAUUCUGAUGCAAUGCAGCCUGAAAGACGACCUGUUUGGAAAAGUUGCUCCUCCAAAGAGGAGAUACAACGACGCCAUCUCGGAGGAUGCAUGGCGGGAGCGAUUGCUCGAUGAAGUGAGUGCCGACUUUCCUCGCCAUGAGGAGUAUUUUCAAGGUUUUUCCGACACUGGCACAUCUUCAGGCGACUUCUUCGAGGACAUUGGUAAGGAGUACGAACAAAAGAAGCGUAGGUGCGUGUACAUAUCGCGGUCUGAAUCAAGCCAACCCUCUGCCAGUACUACAUACAAAAAAGCCUCAACGAGCGACGAAGAAUUUCGACACCGACAUGCAGAGGAACUCAGAAAGUUGGGUUUGGUAUCUCCUACUUCCAAGUCAGACGUCUCUGUUAUUCCAUAUGAGCAGUAUUCGGAGAGAUGGCAAACAUUUCUGCGCAGUGGCACGAACGGGACUAUUCCUUGGCCACCACUUAAAGUGGGGGACAUGGAGGAGUUGCUACGAUUCGUAGGACGUAGUUUGUUGCAUCUGAGGCAAUUGCAGGUAGACUGGCAUCCGGAUCGGUUCUUUUCCCGGUUGCCGUCUGGUGUGCAGCGCACCGAGGAUUUGGCGAACAGGGUCACAGCGCUGUCGCAGUUUUUUAACAAGGCUAUUGCGGAACUUAGGAGUUAUGUUGAAAACUCAAAACAUUAG
Messenger RNA from Hydatigera taeniaeformis, 1098 nucleotides. The record is from the annotation of a GenBank genome assembly. NCBI's taxonomy places the organism in Eukaryota, Metazoa, Platyhelminthes, Cestoda, Cyclophyllidea, Taeniidae.